AUGGCAGUUUCUGCUAAAGCCGAAAGAGGCCCUCCGAUUGUAUUCCACCGGGAUGAGACAAGUGGGAUGUUCAGCUGCCCCUGUGGCUAUACAACGCCUCGUCCCCACCUCAUCCGCCGACAUAUUGUCCGCAAGGGUCGAGACCAUCUUGGAAAUACACCAGUCACCAAACCAAUUGAUGGUUCACAGGCGGAGGAUGAUAACCUCGUAGUGCGCGUAGGGCCACUUCCAAUUAGAAGAGCUCCAAGUCUUGUGGACAGAGUCCAACCCACUAUAGAGCGAUCAAAACGAUGCGCCAAACCACGCCCAGCUAAAACAGCCCCAAAGAACCUCGUGGAUAGAGCGCAGCCUGCCAUAGAGCGGUCAAAAUUCCACAUAAAACCACCUCCAGUUAUAACAGCUCCAAACACUCACGUGGACAGAUCCCAGGAUGCUAUACAGCGAUCAAAACGCACAGAAGGAAUUAUCAAUAGGGAGACGACCCCCAUUAUAGAGGAAUCCCUACAACCCCUGAGAUAUUACUCUGACUCUGAUGCUGAGUCAGUCAUACUCGAAGACCUUGAGCUCAGUAGUAGUGAAGUACAAGGCUUUGAAUUCAGCACUCCUGGAGCGACAAAUUUAUCUAGCCUCUACGGUUUAUACUUCAUCCAAGAAUACAAGGUUAUCAUCUGCCUGCAGUGCCGCAAUGGACUCGAUCCCAAUCAUGUCUUUACUUAUUUGAAGAAUCACCAUGAUAUGGCAUUAAACAAAAAAGACGAGGUCGAAGAACUAUGCGCCGCAUUAAAGCCCCUAUCAGUACAUGAUGUACCAGUACCAGCACCAAAUAGCAAACCUAUCGACAAUCUCCUUAUAUACAAAGGAUUCACUUGCAUUCGGUGCAGUUAUACAGCAAAGCAUAAGGAUAGUGUUCGGAGACACAUACAGAAGAGCAGUUGUUUUACACAAGAGGAGAAGGCAACAAAGCGUGUUGCAAAGUACGAGCCUUGCAGAUUUCAGGCAUUCUUUACCGGUUUAGGUAGGAAGCCUUUUCCGGUCUCUGAGAGAGUGGAUGAGAGGAUAGCUCUUGACUUUCGUGGGGCGACAAAUAAAAGUAUCGAAAAGGCUACAGCAGACUAUAUCCAAUACCAAACCCUUAUACAGUCCAGUAAGCCUAUUGGCGAUGUUUCAAGGCAGGAAACAUCCCCAUGGCUCUCAAAGACUGGUUGGCUGGUACAUUUCAAGGAUGUCGAAACUUCAGUGAUACGUAGCUUUUUUGGCACCAGCCAGGGCCAGCAUCAAUCGUUUCUCAAAACCACGGCAAAGCUAAUUGAGAAAAUGAUGUCUCGGUGCAGGGAAACAUACGACCGCAGGGCGACUGAACACACGAGGCGAUGGAUGAAUAGUACCAGUGCCGUCGAAUAUAGUAUGAUUCCAUUCAAUACGGUCUAUCCCACCACUGAGGUGCGCUACUUUGGUACCCUAAGAUCUAUCGGUAUCUAUCUCAUAUAUAUGGUAAUUUCAGGCCGAGUUUUGGAGAAACCCUAUGAAGGGCUCUUCAUGUUCAAUGCUGACCAGGAGGCAUGCCUCGAACCAAUCCUAUCGAUGAAAAAUAGAAAUGUAGAUGAAGAGUUGCUUGAAAAACAUCUCUUUAACUUUUACUUGGCUCUUAUCGAGCAUACCUUUGAGGAGGGAAAGGCACGAAGUGUGCUUUUACUCCAUGCAAUCGGUGUUUUAGGGCUCGAUCCCAAUGGCACUUUUCGUCCUGCAACUUCGGUUUCGGGGGACCUUGCAGCCAUCAUAUAUUGUGCAAAGAUGUUAUUAUUUAGGCAUGCAUGUGAACUUGCGAGCAUAGUCCCUUCGGGUGAACCGGGUUCUUCCACCUGCGAGCAAUUCAUUAUCCUCCACCAAAGGUUUCUGGUAAUGACAGACCUUACCCCCAUCACCGAAAUCAUCAAUCUCCUAUCCUGGGCCAAAACCAUUGGCCAUGGCGAAUCUUCGGUACCUGAUAUCAUAUGGUCAACUCUUCCUGGAAUCGAGGCAGUCUGCUACAAAGGUGUGGAGAUGAAUAUUGACACUCUAAAGGCAAUGGUACAAGACCAAGUUACCAAAGCAGAAACUAUAUUAUUGAAGAUAUUCGGCAUUAACAGCACCUUACUCGACCAAAAGGCUAUCUCAAAAAUCAAGGAUGAUAUGAGCAUUAGGACUACAGGGUACAGCUUUCUCACAGAUCCCAAAAACAAAGAUAUAUUCCCUAUCGGGGACCAUAUCGAGUACGUCUUUAAAAACCGACAUCUCAGAGAGAGCUUAGUGAGAACGGUGGAUGGCGAAAUUGUGUGGUUAUCCGAAGGCAAGACCCAUUUUGCUACCCAAGCCCAAAGCUUACUUGAGGUUCUCUUGACAAUCUUCCACCUUCUCGGUGGUCAGCCUGCGCGCUCUACAGAGAUCAUGAAGAUUACAUGGUAUAACAGCGAGAUAAAGCAUCGGAACAUCUUCCUCUGUGAUGGGGGUAUUCUCUGGAUUACCGAUUACUCUAAAGGAAGAAAUCAGAUGGGGUGGUCGAAAUUCAUACCCCGAUACCUACCCUCCGAUAUCGCUUCGAUCUACAUAUCAUAUCUCCACCGCGUCUUGCCAUUGUACCAGUAUUUUAUAGGACCUAACGGAGACAAGUCUUUGAUCCGGCCACGCUACUAUUUCUUUUCGAGUAACGGUAUUGCACCAUGGCACAGUAGCCGGCUCACCCAAGUCCUUCAAACCAUAUCAGCACAGGCUUUCGGACAAGACAAUUCCUUUGGCGUUUCGGGUUACCGGCAUAUGGCUAUAUCUAUGAGUAGACGUUACCUGGCAGAGGGUUUCGAUGAGCAACAACUGAGUAGAGAUACCGAGGAUCCCCUCGAUUUACAAGCAUGUCAUUCUUCAAGUACAGCCGACCGAGUCUACGGAGUACGGGCAGAUAUAAUACAUGGUAUUUCCGAAAGGUCUCUGUCGGUUUUCAGGGGGAUAAGCCUGGCGUGGCAUGCAUUCUUCAGAUCGAAAGAGCCAGCACUGGUAUGGUAUGAGCGAAACAAAGCGGCUUCUAAGUUGCGCCAGAAAUGUGUCUGUGGUGGAUAUCUUGAAGGCGUCACACCCGCUACAAAUUAUACUAAUAAUCCCCUCCGACGUGCUGAGGACAUGCUAUACUCCAAUGGUUACCCAUGCUCCUCCCGACAGCGGGGCCCACUAUCGUCAGACAGUUUCACAACAGCUCGGAUCAUUUUGACAAGACUAUAUGGGGAGUCGGCUGUUUUCAAAAGCAGCGAGCAGGCAUUAGCCCUUCAGCAUGUCCUCGAAGGUUCUAGCCCAUUGGUUGUCGUACUCACAACAGGGGGAGGCAAGAGUCUUUUAUUUGAAGGUCCAUCAACAGAGAGAAAAGCCGGUGUCACUGUCGUCGUCGUUCCAUUCAUUGCUGCGAGAGAGUAUUUAUAUAGUAGAGGAAAAGCGAAAGGUAUUCCCUGUGCACAGUGGUUGGGAAAGGGUGAACGAAACAGUACAUUGGUGUUCAUCACUGCAAAAUCGACAUCUGAACUCGAGUUUAGAAAGUAUAUACGGAGUCUCAAGAACAAAGAAAGACUGGACCGAAUCAUUGUCGAUGAAGCACAUAUGCUAAUCUUUGGCGAUGAUUUCCGUAUUGACUAUUGCGACUUGUAUUGGUUUUCCGGAUUGGGUAUUCCUGUAAUAUUUAUGACAACGAUACUUCCUCCGGCACUGCAAGAAGAACUCUGCAUAGCUGCUCUGAUCAGGAAUCCAGUUCUUGUUCGCGGAAACACAGCCCGCAGCAAUUUAAACUACAGUUGCAUCAAGGUCAAAAAACCUCUUCUUCACUCCCAUGGCGCACAAAUAAUCAAUAACUUUCCUUUGGAUCGAGCCGAAAAGAUACUUGUUUACACCCGUAGCGUCGAAGCCUGCCAGGGCUUAUCAAAGCUAUGGAAAUCGGGGGCUUACUACUCGUCGAGUGCUGGAAAAACUACGGCGUUGAAGGAUUGGUUGGAUGGAAAAGAAACAGUACUUAUCACCACGAGUGCAUUGGCUGCGAGGCUCGAUAUCAAAAAUAUUAGGUUAAUUAUGUUUUUCAACAUGCCUCAUACCUUUGUUGAUUUUGCACAGGAGAGUGGACGGGUAGGCAGAGACGGGAAGCCAUCCAGUAUUAUUCUUAUUUAUUCACCCGACGAGUAUAUGAAGUGCCAGGAUACAUCUUUCCCCUUGGAUACAGACGCGCUCAAACGUUUUAUUGCCACUGAUGGGUGCCGAAGACUGCACCUCUCUGCAUAUUUCGACGGGGUGCCACAAGAGUUUCUGGACUCCACACCAAAGGCCACCAGUCCAAUGUCCGAAGGAUCCACAGAGUCCGCAUCAAUCUUCAGUAGUCCAUCCUAUCCAGAGAUUAGCCCGUCCCCUCAGCCAAAACAUCUGCGCCGCAUGUUGUUUCGGGAGGCCAAGUCGCAAGAACCCUAUGGGUCACCCGGUAUUCAGACACCAUAUCCAGGGCAAUCGUCAACUGCAGGACAGUCAUCGGGUGCGGCAAAUAUCUUGACUAGUCGCAAGAGAAAACACAUCCCGUCUUCUAUCAUGGAUUUCAGUGACGCCGAUAAUAUCCCUUCCUCCCCUCCCUCAAAAGUGAAGAAAAGAAAAACAUCUUCCAUGGCUCAUAUAGUACCUUCGAGGAAGCGAACAACCACCUCCAGCAACACCCCGAUGUAUAUCACAACAAGCUUGGGUGAGACAGAGCCCAGGGGCAGAGUAUCGGAUGAGUUCAGUCCUAUUCAACUAAACCACCAUCCCAUGGGCACACACUAG
Morchella importuna is the source of this 4809-nucleotide messenger RNA. RefSeq lists its product as uncharacterized. The record is from RefSeq and is a predicted model, not a curated record. Lineage: Eukaryota; Fungi; Ascomycota; Pezizomycetes; Pezizales; Morchellaceae. Gene Ontology annotation, cellular component: chromosome; cytoplasm. The transcript is spliced from 2 exons. Gene Ontology annotation, biological process: double-strand break repair via homologous recombination. The coding region runs from base 1 to 4809 and encodes 1602 amino acids. Gene Ontology annotation, molecular function: 3'-5' DNA helicase activity; four-way junction helicase activity.